CAUCUUCCAAUCACAAUAGAUAAUACCAUAUACAAAUGUGUAUGUUGCUAAUUGGGGAAUUUGGGAAAGUUGCAUUGCAUGCAUUCAAAGGAAACAUAAAGAAAUAGCGGCCCACCUUCCACGGUAUUAGCUAGUAGUUUCCAAAACCUACAUACAGUUUGGUUGUGAUAUAAAUAAGACCAUGUAGCAAAAUAUUGAGGAACCCUUUGGAAGCCCAUACAUUUUCAGAAAAAAAAAAAAAAAAAAACACAAAAACCAGCAAUUUAUGGCGGCUACAACUUCUUCAGGCCAAUCUCCGAGGACAAGAAGCCCUGCCCCUUUCUUGUCCAAGACAUAUGAUUUGCUAGAAGAAGGUGCAGCAGAGGAAGGAGAUAGUGGAAAGAAGAUUGUGUCUUGGAAUGCAGAGGGCUCUGGAUUUGUAGUUUGGUCUCCUGCUGAGUUCUCAGAGCUCUUGCUGCCUAAAUAUUUCAAGCACAAUAAUUUCUCCAGCUUCAUCCGCCAGCUUAAUACUUAUGGGUUCAAGAAAACAUCACCAAGACAAUGGGAAUUUAAGCAUGAAAGGUUCCAGAAAGGCUGUAGGCAUAUGCUGGUGGAGAUCACAAGGAAGAAAUGUGAGCCAAGUGCAUUUCCAGUGUAUCUAAAGGCUUCAGAAGAGAGUGGUAGCAGCAACACAGCUGUGGCUGCAGCAGAGGAAAAUAAUUGUUUGCUGUUAAUGGAGGAGAACAAGAACCUCAGGAAACAGAAACUGGAGCUGCAGAUGCAAAUAUCUCAGUUUAAAGCCUUAGAAAUGAAGCUGUUGGAUUGCCUAGCGCAGAACAUGGAAGAUCAUCAGAAGAAUAAAGUUCGAUGCUGAUGAAACAAAUUAAUAAUAGGAGUUAAUUUUGGUAUUUUUGGUACGAGUGUUUGUAUCAAGGUCCAGGAAUUCAAGCAUAUUUGAUCAUUGAUGCUGC
Molecule: messenger RNA, 950 nt
Organism: Prunus persica (peach)
Lineage: Eukaryota; Viridiplantae; Streptophyta; Magnoliopsida; Rosales; Rosaceae
Product: heat stress transcription factor B-2a
Exons: 2
Coding region: 266-853 (195 amino acids)
Biological process (GO): regulation of transcription by RNA polymerase II
Cellular component (GO): nucleus
Molecular function (GO): DNA-binding transcription factor activity; RNA polymerase II cis-regulatory region sequence-specific DNA binding
Source: RefSeq, a predicted model, not a curated record